Messenger RNA from Phyllostomus discolor (pale spear-nosed bat), 1287 nucleotides. It is a transcript of the gene SDR39U1, whose product is annotated as short chain dehydrogenase/reductase family 39U member 1. Bases 71 to 955 code for a protein of 294 amino acids. The transcript is spliced from 6 exons. The record is from RefSeq and is a predicted model, not a curated record. NCBI's taxonomy places the organism in Eukaryota, Metazoa, Chordata, Mammalia, Chiroptera, Phyllostomidae.
GCUCGGCAUCGGGUAAGGGGGGGGGGGGGGGGGUUCCGAUCUUGCGCAGGCGCAUUAGGUCCUGGUUGCUAUGCGGGUGCUCGUGGGUGGAGGGACGGGCUUCAUUGGGACAGCCCUAAUCCAUCUGCUGAAAGCCAGAGGCCAUGAAGUGACACUGGUCUCCCGAAAGCCCGGGCCAGGUCGGAUCACAUGGGAUGAGCUUGCUACCUCGGGGCUGCCUAGCUGCGAUGCGGCAGUCAACCUGGCUGGAGAGAACAUCCUCAACCCUCUUCGAAGGUGGAAUGAAGCCUUCCAAAAAGAAGUUCUCAGCAGCCGCUUGGAGACUACCCAGCUGCUGGCGAGAGCCAUCACCAAGGCCCCACAACCCCCCCAGGCCUGGGUCUUAGUCACUGGUGUAGCUUACUACCAGCCCAGCCUGACUGCUGAGUAUGAUGAAGACAGCCCAGGAGGGGAUUUUGACUUUUUCUCCAAUCUCGUAACCAAAUGGGAAGCUGCAGCCAGGCUUCCUGGAGAUUCUACACGCCAGGUGGUGGUACGCUCCGGGGUUGUGCUGGGCCGUGGGGGCGGUGCCAUUGGUCACAUGCUGCUACCCUUCCGCCUGGGCCUGGGGGGCCCCAUCGGCUCCGGCCAACAGUUCUUCCCCUGGAUUCACAUUGGGGACCUGGUAGGAAUCCUGGCCCAUGCUAUUGAAGCCAGCCACGUGCAGGGUGUCCUGAACGGCGUGGCUCCAGCCUAUAGCACUACAAAUGCUGAGUUUGCUCAGGCCUUGGGCACAGCUCUAGGCCGCCCAGCCUUCAUCCCUCUCCCUAGCACCAUCGUGCAAGCUGUCUUUGGGCAAGAGCGUGCCAUCAUGCUGCUGGAGGGCCAGAAGGUGAUCCCACGGCGGACACUGGCCACUGGCUACCAGUAUUCCUUCCCAGAGCUGGGGCCUGCACUGAAGGAAGUCAUAGCCUAAGCGAGAAAGUUCAUGGCAGAGACCACGGCCUGGCCCUCAACAGAGGCUUCCCAGGUAGGGACUGAGGAGGAUGAAGUACUCUGCUUGCCAUGUGAGCCCAUCUGGUUCUUGGGGAUUCCUCUCCUCCCUGUCCUUUCUCAUUAUUCUGUUGCUGCACUUCGCCUGUCCACUGUUUCAAGAGUGCAGUCUCAUCAGGUUGGGACCGUAACAUCUUCGACUCCUUGUGAAAGUCUCCACAUUCAGUACCCCUACAUGACCCAUUCCUGCCCCAUUUCUCUUUUGCUAUGUAGUGAAUGCUCUAACAGUUUAGGCAAUAAAGAUAAGUUAUCUCA